CCUCCUCCUCGCUUCCAGAUUAAUUUUUAUGACCCUCCUCUCUGACACAAUUCCCCACUGACUCCCCCACCAUGCGCGCUCCUGCUCGCAGCUCCAGGCCAAUAUAUUGGGGGGCGGCAUGGAGGAGAGCCUGCUGGCUCGGGCGGAGGCUCUGCAGGCGGCGGCUGACAGCAUCCUCGUCUCCCAGGCAAGGAGAGACGCCAGCUUCCAUACCAUGAGCGGCGUGCCCUCCUGCACCGCCGCCUCCUCCUCCUCCUCUUCCUCCACUGUCUCGUCCAUCAUCGCCUCGCACCAUCACCACAACUUCCAGAGCCACCAGCUGGGACCGAGCCUGGAGGCCGGGGACCUACUGGAGCACCUUUCCAGUAGCCUGGGGGUGACUGGGAUGGGCGCACCCGAGCAGGGUGUGACGCACCACCACCAGCACCCUCAUCACCACCAUCACCACCACCACCACCACCUCCAGACCAUGGGGCAGCUCCACCAGGCCAUGGCGGCCAUGGGCCACGCGCACCCGGCCGUCCCGGCGCACAGCGACGUGGAGUCGGACCCGCGCGAGCUGGAAGCCUUCGCCGAGCGUUUCAAGCAGAGGCGCAUCAAACUCGGCGUGACUCAAGCGGACGUGGGCUCGGCCCUGGCUGACCUCAAGAUCCCCGGCGUUGGCUCCCUGAGUCAGAGCACCAUCUGCAGGUUCGAGUCGCUCACGUUGUCGCACAACAACAUGAUCGCUCUCAAACCCGUGCUGCACGCCUGGCUGGAGGAGGCGGAGGCGGCGCACCGGGACAGGAGCGCCGCUGCGCCGGAGCUGCUGGCGGGAGGGGGCGGCGGCGGGGCGGAGGACGCAAGGCGGCGGAGGCGAACGUCCAUCGCCGCCCCGGAGAAGCGCUCCCUUGAGGCCUACUUCGCCAUCCAGCCAAGGCCGUCGUCGGAGAAGAUCGCCGCCAUCGCCGAGAAGUUGGACCUGAAAAAGAACGUGGUGCGCGUAUGGUUCUGCAACCAGAGGCAGAAGCAGAAGCGCAUGAAGUACUCUGCCGUGCACUGACUUCAAAGGUGUCGUCAGCUGCUUUUUUCCAUUGGUUCAUAAUGAAAACCCCAUUGGAUUAAUUCAACACGGCGGCUCUUCACUUCUGAUAUUUGGGAUUAUCUCCUCCAUUUUUCUUCAUUUUAUUGCACUUUUUCUGCGGGGGGGUCCUUAAAGUUUUAGGGUCCAAGGGAAAUCCAACACCUCAUAAUUUUAUGUCAUUUACACGUGCGCUAUUGAAAUGAUAUAUUUUUUAGACUUUUUAACUAUAGGUGCAACAAUCAAUAUAUUACUCAACAACGAGUCAAUUCUCAAAUUAAUCGAUUGAUAAUCGAUUAAUCGUUUUGAGACCUUGUUGAAUUUAAAAUGUUCUUUCUCUGAUUUCCAGAGGCCUACCUAAAAAUCAACGGAUUAUCUUUGUGGUGAAUCAAAAUAAGACACGUGAAAACAUCUGCUUUUACUUUGG
Hippocampus comes (tiger tail seahorse) is the source of this 1487-nucleotide messenger RNA. RefSeq names its product POU class 4 homeobox 3 (gene pou4f3). Gene Ontology annotation, biological process: regulation of transcription by RNA polymerase II. Bases 119 to 1042 code for a protein of 307 amino acids. Lineage: Eukaryota; Metazoa; Chordata; Actinopteri; Syngnathiformes; Syngnathidae. The transcript has a single exon. The record is from RefSeq and is a predicted model, not a curated record. Gene Ontology annotation, molecular function: RNA polymerase II cis-regulatory region sequence-specific DNA binding; DNA-binding transcription factor activity, RNA polymerase II-specific.